Molecule: messenger RNA, 1451 nt
Organism: Capsella rubella
Lineage: Eukaryota; Viridiplantae; Streptophyta; Magnoliopsida; Brassicales; Brassicaceae
Product: bifunctional nuclease 1
Exons: 11
Coding region: 195-1172 (325 amino acids)
Biological process (GO): protein ubiquitination
Cellular component (GO): nucleus; VCB complex
Molecular function (GO): protein binding; nuclease activity
Source: RefSeq, a predicted model, not a curated record
ACUCCUUCGAUCUCUCUCUCAGCGUUCAAGUGAAGAAUCUCUCUCUCUAGCUUCCAUUGAUCCUCUCCUCUCCUCUCUUUGGCUUCUUCGAUCCUCUUCUUAAUCGAUCCGUUCGAGUCUUCACUAAUCUCUCCUGCGACUGGUUUAAUACCAUUCACGAUCAUCUGAUCUUAUCCGAUUCCAUUUGAAAGAAGAUGAGGUCGCUCCAAGCACCAGUUGUUUGCCCUGCGAUUCUUCCAAGACAAGUAGGUGCAUGCGCUUCACUUGUUAACUACACUGGUCUGAGACCUAGAAGCCAAUUCUUGGGUAGUCGGACUAAGGGUGUCAAGUCUCAGGUCACCACCACGAUCACUCUUAGAUUCUGCAACAAGAGUUCUAUCAAGUGUGUUUUCAGCUCUCACUCUGAUGGUACUGGAAGCACUGCUGAGAAUUUCAACGAACACGAUGAAGAUUAUGUCAACUCUAGUGUAGUGGAAGCUGUUGAAGUAAGGAGUGGAGCAGAUGGUUUCAUGGUGAAGAUGAGGGACGGUAGGCAACUACGAUGUGUCCACAACAAUCCUCAAGGAGGGCAUUUACCAGAUUAUGCUCCGCAUCCUGCUAUUGUCUUGAAAAUGGAAGAUGGAACUGGUCUUCUCCUUCCAAUUAUCGUGUUGGAAAUGCCUAGUGUGUUGCUCAUGGCAGCUAUGACCAAUGUCCAAAUUGCAAGACCGACCAUGUAUCAAGUGGUAAAGGAAAUGGUGGACAAGAUGGGUUACGAAGUUAGACUUGUUAGAGUCACCAAAAGAGUUCACGAGGCGUAUUUUGCCCAGUUAUAUCUUUCAAAGGUGGGUAAUUCAUCGGAUUGUAUCAGCUUCGAUCUUCGGCCUUCAGAUGCAAUUAAUAUAGCUGUUAGAUGCAAGGUCCCUAUCCAAGUGAACAAGUACCUUGCAUAUAGUGAUGGAAUGAGAGUCAUUGAGUCAGGGAAGCUAUCAACACCGACACCUGCUUCGGAUGGUUUAUUAUUUAUUGAACAAGACCGACCAAAUGGUCAAGCUUGUCUUGAUACGAAAGAGUUCAACAUUUUGAGCAACAUGAUGCAAGCUGUUGAUGAAGAGCGAUAUGAUGAAGCCGCUGAGUGGAGAGACAAGCUUGGCCAGUUUCGGGCCAAACGUAACUUGAAGAAAUACACAUGAGAUGAUAGAGCUCGAUCAACAAUUAUUGGCUGUGUACAUAACAAGAAGAAGUCAUUGAUCGGAAUCAAAGUGGAGGAAGGAAGAAGCCUGAAGUGUCGUCUUUGUAUAUGAUGGAGAUCGAAAGAUUGCUUCUGCACUCUACUACCCAUUUCCCAAAAAAAAAGAAGAAAGAAAAAAUGUAUAAUGUAUGUAGUAGCGUGAUGUGUACAUAUCACUUGGUAAUCUAUGCAAUGAAGUUCUCACUAAUUAAUCUGAAGUCUACUCUUGUGUUCGGCGUUG